UAAAUGAAUGAAAAUGUGCUUUAAAAUUGUUUCAUUCAUGUAUGAGGAAAAAUGUAAAACUGAAAAAAAAGUUCUAACUAAGCUUUUUAAGGGAAAUCAUGUUCAUUCAGAGCAAUGCAGAAAUACAUUAAUGAAAAUGAGUUUUAAAGCAUUUCUGAAGAAAAAGUGAGAGUGAUAAAAUGCUAAAACCUAAAAAAAAAGAGAUAAAAAUAUGUUAUUUUUAAAUUCAGAUGUAAGGGAAAUCAGGUCUUCCAUAAUUUAAGUUAUUAAUUUAUUUUAACAUUUUUAAAUUGUAUUUAUUUUUACCGUAAAAUGCGCAGAGGUAUUGCAGGAUUGCACAAUGCACUUAGCUCGAUAGUUUAAAAACUGGUUUCCUGUCCUGCCGCUUAACUAUAAACACAAAGAGAGAGGAAGAAAAGACAGCAAAAGAGAGGUGUGAGCGAGACGUGUGUAGGUGGCACUGUGUGAGGGUGUGUCAUCCGCAGAAAGAACAUUUACUGAGAACAGGAAAGGUAGAAUAAGAUACUGUAAGAAAAAAAGGCAGGCAGAGGUUGCAUUUUUGGGAAUUGGUCCAGAGUAAAGGUCAGCAGGGCCAUGACUGGUUUGUAAUCAUGUGCUGCUUGUUUGUGUGCUUGAAAGAUGAGAGCGAUGUGAUAGUUCUGACAGAUAAAGGGAUUGAAUUUACAUUUUUUGUGCAGUAAUGGUGGAAAGAUCUUCAGCCAUAGUUUUUUUUAAAAGUGUGAUCGGAUACAGGGUUCUGGAGUCUUGAUUUGAUUCUGUGCUCCACUAUUUUAGAUUUGUAAUCAAACAAUUCAACUGUAGUUAAAGUGCAGAUUUUCAGCUUUCCCCUUGUCUAUGCUUGUUUUCCACAUUUUUUGGUGCCCUUGGAUUUUUGCUGUUUUGUACAGUAUAUGGAGGCCUAUAAUGCAUUGGUGUUGCAAAGAUUAAGAUAGAAAAAAAUAAAAAAAUAAAAAAUACAGUACAUACAAUACAGCACACAAUAAGAUGGAAGACUUAUGAAUUUAUACUAUUGAUCUCUUGGGUCUUGGGUAAGAAAUGAACUUCAAAUAAACACUAGAGACCGCACACACACACACAAAAAAUGUAUAUACAAAAUAUUCACGUUUUUUUUAACUUAGCUGUGCCACUGCUCAAAACAAAGUUGCUCUCUGUUUCAGCAAUCUAAAAUGAACUGCCAAUAGGACUGUACAUAAGAAUGCUUAUGUGAACUGAAUAUUUCGGUUUGAAUUCAAAAUCACUCACUCUCUGUUACAUCUCAUUCUCUAUCACAUCUCACUCUCUGGCACAUCUCACUCUUUAUCAAAUCUCACUCUUUACCAAUCUCUCUCUCACUCUAUAGCAUAUCUAACUCUCUAUCACAUCUCACUCUCUAUCACAUCUCACUGUCCAGAGCUGUGAACUCUUCCACCUCCUCCAAAUGUGACAAUGGCGGAGGGGGAAGUGGGAGUGUCACUAUCUCCACACCAGCUAACUGCUUUGUUUUCCCACAGGCAAAUUGUGCUUGCAUUUGGUUACUAUUGCAAAUGAGAUUUACCAGCAAAGAGAGCAAUACCCAAAUAUGUUAUCUCUAAAUAUAUGGAAUAGCAUCUGUAGCAUGUUUUCUCCAACCUUACCAGGCUCUUUGUAAUUUCUGAGCUCACCAGUGCUCUCUUUCUUCUUAAUGAUGUUCCAAACAGUUGGUCUUCGUAAGCCUAAUGGUUGGUCUAUGUCUCCGGCUGUUUUUUUUUUUGUUUUUUUUUUUUGUUUUUAAAAAUAUAUAUAUUUCUCAGCCUCUUAAUGGCUUCCUUUACUUUCGUUGUCAGAACUCUGGUCCUCAUGUUGACGAACACCAAAAACACUCCAAAGGCAAUCAAAAGGCUAGAGGUUAUCAGUAGAGUAUUUUGCGAAUGUAGUGGAUUUUACUGACUGGCAUAUUAAAAAAUCUAAGGACUGCACAGUCUGUCAAAUCUGGUUGUUCAGCCCCAUCAUAGGCAUAAUAAUCGAUGAGAGAACAGCUCUGAAAACAGAAGCAAAUGCUUUUGUCAUAAUUGGAAUAUUGUAACAAGAUUAAAAAAAAAUCAUAUUCACUAUAAUUGAGAGGAGAACCCGCUAUCUUUGAAUAUAUAACUCAAAUAAUAUUAUUAUUGGCCCACUUUCCAAAUUAAAGUGAUUUAUUUCUAUAUAACAUAUAUCCAUCAUGCCAGAUUAUGUGACUAUGUGGAGAAUUAUUAUGCAUGUAAAUUGAAUACCAGGAUAAGAGGAUAGUCUGUGUGAUGUGGAAUGGAUUAUCAAAUAUGACUAUCAGCAUUAGUGCCCUCGAAAAGUGUAGGAACGACAGAGCGGAAUCUGCUAUUUUUCGCUUAAGAUACUUGGAUUUGAGAUAAAAAUAUGAUGACAAAAGUACACACAAUCAAGGUUUUCUUUCAUGGUAUUCGCACAUGUGUAUGUGUAUUCGCAUUGAGUCCCCCAUAAGGGUAUGUCAGCGUAAGUAAAUCUGUGUGCGUCCUCAGCUCUGGACGGGAGAGUUUUUCCCUUCAGUCACAAGCCUCUGCCCAGCCAGUCAUUUCAUUUCUUUCAAGAUUCUUCUUUGACAGGAGUAAAAAAAAAACGAUCUGGCUCCUGUUUUUUUUUUGGAAAUUACAACAAGCCCUCUCGCGCUUAUACGUGCUGUGGUGACUCGUGAUGUAGGUGAUCAUAGGUGUGGAGCAGCAGGUUCCGGCUGAGGACUUUUCAAAGACCUCUUUUGUGCUCAAUGCAUUCACGCAUUUUGUGAAUGCCGGUUACAUUAGUCUUUCAGGAUUUGAUGAGCAAAUUCGAAACUCCUGUUUUUUAAUGGUCUCCUGGUUCGGAGCCAAUUUCAGAGGCGGAAUGAUGACUUCCAGCUCCCUGAAACAAAUCCUAUUUGUUUGCUUCAUCCUCGGGGCACUGACGAUAUUUUUAUUUUACUUGAACCUUGUGACGCAGUCAUCACCUCUUCAAGGUUGUCCAGCAACCCACCAAACAGCAUUUGGACAAGCACAGAGCACCAAACUGGAUCCUCCUUUCACCCUUCCUGCCACCAGUAGUCCCGCUCACCUGGAGCCCAGGAUCUACGACCCCAUGCCCAAUGUCAGCUAUCAGCGAAAGUCGUGUUCCUGUCCAAAGGGAACCUCAAACUUGAGCAGCAUCCUGAACCUGGAUGAGUUCGACGACAUUGUCAAACACAGAGCUCAGCAGUACAAAAGCCAUCUGAUCAGGAAAAAGUCAGUACUUAACCAAUUUCUCUUGGCUCCACCAAACUCGCCUCUGCAAUAUCCAAUUCAAGGAUUCAUUGUCAGUCCUCUCCAAACAAGCAUCAUUCCAGGUUUAAGUGUGCAUUCUGUACAAAAACAAAAUUACCAGGUGACACUGAGCGUGAGCGGUGGUGUCCUGGCAGUGGAAAGUCUUCAGGAAAAGGACCAAGUGAAGGGACAGGAUGAGAAGGUUCUCUCCAUUUCUGCCUCCAGCCUGCACUCUCUCAAUGACCUGCUGGGUCGGGUCUCCUACAGAAGCACUGUGUACAGCAUCAAGUCUGGAGACCUGGUGCACUUCACCUUUGAGCAGUACAAAGCCGUCUUCCCCAUUGUGAUCCGACAGCCUACAGUGCCAGUUCUGUACGCCUUUGGAGCAGAUAUCAAGUCCCAAGUAACGAUCACAACAAAGACCUUCCUCAGAUAUGAUAAACUGAACAAUCUCAUCAGAAGUAUUAGAAAGUUUUACAAAGACAUUAAAAUCAUCAUUGCGGAUGACAGCUUUAAACGACGCAAAGUGAACGGCAGCAACAUUGAGCAGUACUUCAUGCCACCUGCACAGGGCUGGUUUGCUGGCAGGAACCUUGCUGUCUCGCAGGUCACCACCAAGUACUUUCUGUGGGUGGAUGAUGACUUUGAGUUCACAGAGAGAACAAAGAUUGAGAAAUUUGUAGAAAUCAUGGAGUCUAAGCCUGAACUGGAUGUGGUGGGCGGUUCUGUAAGCUCAAGCACGUUUUCUUUCAUGCUGGUCAAUGAGGAGGGGGAUGAGGAAGGUGGCUGUUUGCGUAAAGUGAAAGGGGACUACCAGCCCAUUCCGGGAUUCCCCGAUUGCUUCUUCACCUCUGUGGUGACCAACUUCUUCCUGGCCCGGACGGACGCCGUGCGUAAGGUGGGCUUCGACCCACUGCUGAAGAGAGUGGGCCACUCAGACUUCUUCAUAGACGGGCUGGGGGAGCUGCUCGUGGGCAGCUGUCCCGGGAUCUCCACCGGCCACCAGGCUAAACGGGGGAAGAUGUCGGAUCCCCAGUAUUACAAAUACCGCUAUCCGCCCAAGACUGAGACCAACCUUAAAAUGUAUCUCCACUUUGUCAAGAAUCACCUGAAGUGCAUCAAGUACUGAAAAUCCGCGGGGAUUGUGCACCUUACAACAAUACCCUUGUUUUAUGUCGGUACGUACGCUAAUUUGAAUUAUAAAUGAAAGUUUUUCAGUACUGUACAUAUAAAAGAUGCACUGACAUAAUUUCUCCUUGACUGACUCCUUUUCCAAAUAUGGUUGGAACGACCGGGCUUGUACCAAAUGCUUUAAAAAAAAAAAGAGAAAUAUGCAAUUUACGUAGCUUUGAUUGCACAUUCACCACCCUGUGUGAUCCCUGGCCAUCUGAAACCACUGCAAAUGCAUUCAAGUGAAGUAAUGUCAACUCCCCAUCCAAUGAGCUGGCCACUGCAGUCAGGAAGCAGAGCUGCUGUCAAUCUUCUGCUGCUGAAAACACAUUUGUACUGCUUAUGUAACAGCUUAGCCCACCAAUACUUGAACAUCUAUCACAGCAUUACUAGCCUCAGCAUUGCUACAUCUAAAACCAUAUCCUCAAACCAAUUGGCCUCUUGAAGCACUGCAUUCUCUGCGUCCUCUCCAACCAACUACAGCACUAAGUUUUAAGUUGUAGUUUUGUAUAUUUAUUAUUUCUAAGUUUUCUAUUGACAGCUACCAUUGAUUGUGACCCUAAUGGUUCUAAUCCGUUUUGCUUAUGCAAGGCGCUAUGAAUAACUGCAUCUGACAAAAUGAUAAAUGAAAUGCAAUGUAUUAUGAGGUGUAUGCAGUUUAUGAUUUAUGCCUAUGUUUCUGAAAGAUUAAUGAAAGAUGAAUGAAUAAACAUUUUUUGUUACAUUUAA
Anguilla rostrata (American eel) is the source of this 5159-nucleotide messenger RNA. Its product is annotated as beta-1,4 N-acetylgalactosaminyltransferase 2-like. The record is from RefSeq and is a predicted model, not a curated record. NCBI's taxonomy places the organism in Eukaryota, Metazoa, Chordata, Actinopteri, Anguilliformes, Anguillidae. Gene Ontology annotation, biological process: UDP-N-acetylglucosamine metabolic process; UDP-N-acetylgalactosamine metabolic process. Gene Ontology annotation, molecular function: acetylgalactosaminyltransferase activity. The coding region runs from base 2833 to 4389 and encodes 518 amino acids. The transcript has 13 exons.